Paramecium sonneborni is the source of this 2626-nucleotide messenger RNA. NCBI's taxonomy places the organism in Eukaryota, Ciliophora, Oligohymenophorea, Peniculida, Parameciidae. The record is from the annotation of a GenBank genome assembly.
UAUUAUUAUGAUCAAUGAAUUCUUAUACAUUACAUAUCAAUGGUGUGGAAAUCAACAUUCAAUUAUUUAAGGAUAUGUCUUAUGUGAUGAUUACAUAUCUGAAUGCAAAAAUUAUACUUAAUAAUUUAAUGGUCCUGCAACAUUCUCAGAUGAAAACUUUAAAAUAAUGGCAGCAAAAUUAGAAAAUUAUGUAUUAAUAAUCAUUUUUUCUAAAACCUUUUUGAUUGAUCCAUCUAAAUGCUCCUUUUUAAUAUCAACUAACAAUUAAACUCUACCCUACUACCCUAAGUAAAUGAGCUAUAGAUUAGAUCCAUUAGAAAAUUAUAAAAUCACUCUUUUUAAUUUUUAAAACAAAUACAAUUUAAGAGAAUAAAUUUAUCUUAAUACUUUUGAAAGAUAAGUCACAACUGGAUCACUUAUACCAAUACUCAUUUGCCCAAAAUAAUUAUUAUCAAAUAUUUGGGAAUACUUUAUUGAAUAGAAUUGUUAUGUUGACACACUGGAAGAAUUAUAAGAAGCGUUAAUGAUGUCAUAAAGAUAAGUCUAACUUGGAAACGCUAUUAUAGCAAAUACUUUGAUAAAUGGAUGUGCCCUUUUUUAAAAAUACAUUUAAAUUAAACCUAAGUUUUCUAGAAAAGAAAUAGAAUCUGAUAUCAUGAAUUUAACAUUUAGUGAUUUAGAACAUUCAAUUUCAUAAUUUAAAGGUAUGCCCAUAAUUAUUAGUUAAAAUGGUAGAUUUGUAUAAUAAUUAAUGAUUUUAGUUAAAAAUAUGAUAUCAUAAUUUUUUAUUUUUAUUGAAGAAACAAUAGAUUUAUUAUUAGAAAAUGAUUUCGAUUCUUAAGAAUUAAAUUAUGUACUUGAAGGUUAAAUUGAAAAUUAAGUAGGUAAAUUUACAAUUCAAAUGCAUGAAUUUGCAUUAAUAGAAUAAGCAGAUUUUAUUAUUCUGUUUGAAAAAAUAAAAGAAACAAUUUUCGAUAUUCAUAAGGAUAUAGAGUUAUUUAUAAUUACAACAUCAAAAUUUGUAAAUGAUUAGAUGCAAAAAGUUAAUUAAAUAUUUUAAGAUUAUCCUGCUUUAGCCAACGUUAGGACAUUUUAAGCAAUUUAAACAGAUGCAUCAUAACACAUUGUGAAAGAACUUUAAAAUUAUUAUUUAAUUGAAAAAUCAAAUUUUUGGAGACCAGAGUUCAACAAUCCUUUUGAAUUCACAAAAAAAAUUUUGAUAUCCUAUUUAGAAUAUAAAGAAGAAAAAAUGAAUAAUCCAGCAAAAACAACAGAUUUUUUUACUUCUUUAAUCAGAAUGGGAUUGGAUCCAAAAAUGCCAAUAUAAACAAUACAAAUUAUAGUCAAUAAAAAUGAUCGAGAUUUUGUGAAAGAUAAAGAUUCACUUUUAAUUGAAAAGAUCAAUAUAAUAACAAGGGGAAAGCGUUCUGCAUUCAAAAUAUAUUUAGAAAGUAAAGAAUAAAUAGUAUUGUAUAUGAUAAAACAUUAAGUAAUAAUUGUUUCAUUUGAUUAUUUUAAUUAAGGUUUAUGGACAGAGAUUGAGAAAUUUUAAAAUUUAAAUAUGAAAUUAUCUUAAGGAGUAUAAUAUAUUUUAGAAACAAAUAUAGAAUAUGUAAAAAAUAUAAAAUUAUAUGAAUAAGAAAUAUGUGGAUAUUAAAUUGAUUAAAAUGGAUAAUCAAAUUUAUUAAUGAAUUUUUCAAUGAAUAUGGAUGAAUAAUUAAAAAUAAUAAAGAAAUAAUUUUGUAAUAAAAUAGAUAAAGCAUAAAAAGGAGGCGCUCCUUAACCUACUGAUCCAACAAUUUUAGCAGCAGGAGCAAUAGGAUCAGGAAUAGGUAUAUUUAUAGUUGAUUGUCUUGAUGAUAAUAUAUCAUGGUAAAAAAAAUUAUAAAGAGCAGGUUAUGGAACAGCUGAAACAACAGCUUUUGCAGCUCUUUCAAUGAAUUUACCAUUUGUUGGUUUUUUAGUAGGAUAAACAUUUCUAUUUUAUUCUGUUCAUAAAGUAUUUUCAAAUAAAGUGUUAAGUAUGUAAAAUAAAUUAAAAAACAUGGGCCAUUUAGGAGUAAAAACAUCAAUGGGAAUAGGAUCAGCUGUUGCUGGAUAAAUAUUAAUACCUGUUCCUGUAUUAGGAGCACUUAUAGGUAGUGUUGUAGGUGGAGUUGGUGUAGGAUUAUAUCAUAAAUUUAUAGUACCUUCAACUAGAAAUUCAUUAUUAGGUAUUAUCAAUAGAUUAGAAUAAUUUAUUUAACCUACUGGAUAAUUAAAAUAUGAAAAAUAAGUUAUUAAAAUGAUGAAAAUUAAUCCUACACAUUUUUUUGAAAAUCAACCACAAACUCUUGAUUGUUCUGAUUGGUUAACUCUUAUUUCAAUUAAUUUAGUUAAUGAAGUAGCUUAUUUGUAUGAAAUGUAAUGGGAUGAAUAAAGAAAAAAACUAUUAGAAAAAGAAGAUAAUGCCUAAAAAAUAGAAUAAAUUAUUAAUUUAGAAAAUGAGGAGGAUAAAUUAGUAGAAAAACUAUGCAAAUGGGAAAUUUGUAGACAUUAUAUUUAUAAAGAAAAUAUUUCAACUUUUAAAUAUGCAAAAUAAGUUGGUAUAUUUGUAGCAGGCAUGAUUUCAAACUUUAAAAUCUGA